Triticum turgidum subsp. durum (durum wheat) is the source of this 2400-nucleotide messenger RNA. The record is from the annotation of a GenBank genome assembly. NCBI's taxonomy places the organism in Eukaryota, Viridiplantae, Streptophyta, Magnoliopsida, Poales, Poaceae.
AUGGCGAAGCCCGCACGUUCUCACUUCGCCCCUCCUCCAUUACUCUGUAUCCGCUCCCUUCCCAAACAGACGGCGACGUUGUACCAUUAUCGGCCGCCCACCCAGACCUUGUCGGACGUCCGUCACUCCAUCGGAUCAACAGAUUCAACAUCGAACUUCAGAAUCUGGUUGAGCACCUUUAUUUUGGGUACUCUGGACAGAGAAAGAAAAACACAAGGGAAACAUUUUUUUAGUACAACUAGUCGUAUCAUAACUUUAUUAGAAGGCAGAAUUCGCGAAAGAGAUCUUCACAAAAAUAUACCAUUAAGGCACAAUCUCGUUUUAACAAAUUCAUUUUGCAUAGUUAUUCCCACCUUCCUCUCCUCCAUUUCAGGAUUAGAAUGGAGUGAGGGGAAGGUGGGGGAGAUUGUUCAGUUUCUGGUGCCAUUGCAUUUUCUUGAAAGGGGCGUCAAGCGGGAAAUUAAGAUACAUAUUCAAUUCCUUCGAUCAAGUGGAAAGGCACUAAAUGUGUUUAUAGGCCGCUUUUGUUCUAAAUGCACUAAACAAGAAGAUAGUGCCACCUCGAAAAGCCAGACCACUGAUGGCACGUGUAUACAUGGGUUAAUCGCACCGUCCAGCAAGGAUGAAUUGUCGGCUGUACCUGAAGUUGCUGGUGAUGGCAGAAAUACAGAAGUGCCCAAUGUCCAGUUGAAAGAGAAGCCAGUUCUUGGUUUUGACCCUCCUAGGAAGCCGAGGGCAAGACAUAGACUCAAAAUCUGGAUCAGCACUCGGCACAAUGGCAUAAUUGGACGAUACGGUAAUAAACUGGAUUUAGGUUUCUUCAAUGGGGCGAAGCGGUUAUCAGCUGAACAUUUGAAUACUGGAUGGCCAGAUUGGCUUGUGACUGUGGCACCUGAGGCAGUGCAAGGCUGGGCCCCACUGCGAGCUGAUUUGUUUGAGAGAUUAAGUAAGAUUGGACAAGGGACUUAUAGUAGUGUUUACAAAGCUCGGGAUCUUAGAACAGCCAAAAUUGUUGCGCUCAAAAAGGUUCGGUUUGCCAAUACAGAUCCUGAAAGUGUGCGCUUUAUGGCUAGAGAAAUAUGUGUUCUUCGGAAACUCAAUCAUCCCAAUGUUAUAAAGUUGGAAGGGAUAAUAACAUCUCCUGUUUCACAAAACCUAUAUCUCGUCUUUGAAUACAUGGAACAUGACCUUGUUGGCCUUGCUGCAACUCCAGAACUCAAGUUCACCGAGUCACAGGUCAAGUGUUUGAUGCAACAGAUAUUUAGUGGCCUUGAUCAUUGCCACAGCAAAGGAAUUCUUCAUCGUGACAUGAAGGGCUCCAAUCUCUUGAUUGAUAGCAAUGGUGUUUUGAAGAUUGCUGACUUUGGCUUAGCUACAUUUUAUGAUCCUGAGAGUCGGCAACCACUGACAAGCCGUGUUGCAACAUUGUGGUACAGACCACCAGAACUUCUGCUUGGUGCCACCAGGUACAGUGCUGCUGUGGAUAUGUGGAGUACAGGGUGCAUUUUUGGGGAAUUGCUGGCUGCCAAGCCAAUCAUGCCAGGCAGAACUGAGGUGGAGCAAAUUCACAAGAUUUUCAAGCUCUGUGGAUCACCUUCUGACGAGUACUGGCAGAAAUUGGAAGUGCCCCCAACAGGGAUGUUCAAGCCCCUCUGCCAGUAUAAGCGGUGCAUUGCUGAGAAUUUCAAAGAUUUACCUCCAUCAGCUCUAGUUCUUCUAGAUAACUUGCUUGCAUUAGAACCAGAAGCUCGUGGAACAGCUGCCUCAAGUCUUCAGAGUGACUUUUUUAGAACAGAGCCACUUGCUUGCAGCCCUUCGGACUUACCAAAGUGUCCACCGAGCAAAGAAUAUGAUGCUAGACUCCGACAAGAGGAAGCAAGAAGACAAAGAAGGCCAGAAUCUGUUCGAUCAGGAAUUGAGAAUCCUAGAGAAAACCGUGCUGCAUAUGGUUCUAUUAAACCGCAGAGGCUUCAGCAUACCAAAACAAGGUUCAAUAGUGCACAUCUCAAUCCAAAGGAUGAUCAACUGACGUUGGCUACUGAGGUACAACCUCUAGGGUUUGAUUCCACAUGGAACAAUGGAGGUAACAAUUAUAUGGACCAUCACGAAGUACCUGAACGCAAAUACAGAUCUGGCCGAUUGGCAAAUUCCAACAUUUCAAGGACAAAGGGCUCAGACAUGUUUAAACCUGAAUCGACUGGCGUAGGGAACAUUGUGCCUGCUUCUCACAACAAAGAGAUAGGAGUAAAAGGCCCAAUGGUGGACUACAAGGGUAAGAGCAAAAUAGUCAAUUUGUCUGGUCCACUGGCUACUCAAGAUGGGAACAUAGAGGAUAUGCUCAGAGAACAUGAGCGGAAUGUUCAGGAAGCGGUGCGCAAAGCGCGCUGCAUCAAGAGUUGA